AUGGAACACUCACAGGCACAGCUGCCCGAGCACAUGCAUCGGCUGUUCAAUUCCGAAUACGCACGAUGGCAACUCGGGUUCCUGGAGGUUGCCCUAGAGUCUCGUGAGCCCGAAGGACACCCGCUGCUUGUCGGCACGGAGGCAUUCACCAUAAAAGAGUUGAUCGAUGUGUUGCGCUGGUCUCGUCUUGGUAAGAAGGGCCUCUGCACCCUCGUCCGCAGCGGUUGCAACGUGGAGCCGCUCGCCGUCGGAGGCCUGGCCGGCGGCCUCUCCGAGCUACGCCUAGCGCGAGAGCAAAUGUACAGGGCUCAAUUGCACUUUUGGGGCCUGCUUUGA
Prorocentrum cordatum is the source of this 336-nucleotide messenger RNA. NCBI's taxonomy places the organism in Eukaryota, Dinophyceae, Prorocentrales, Prorocentraceae. The record is from the annotation of a GenBank genome assembly.